This is a messenger RNA of Enhydra lutris kenyoni (northern sea otter), 582 nucleotides long. Its product is annotated as chromosome unknown C11orf91 homolog. The coding region runs from base 1 to 582 and encodes 193 amino acids. The record is from RefSeq and is a predicted model, not a curated record. NCBI's taxonomy places the organism in Eukaryota, Metazoa, Chordata, Mammalia, Carnivora, Mustelidae. The transcript has 2 exons.
AUGCCGAAGGGGCGGCGCGGCAGCCAGAGCCCUACCAUGAGCCAGCGGCCGGCCCCGCCCCUCUACUUCCCUUCCCUCUACGAUCGUGGCAUCUCCUCGUCCCCUCUCAGCGACUUCAACAUCUGGAAGAAGCUCUUCGUGCCGCUGAAGGCGGGCGGGGCGGCGGCGGGCGGGGCGGUGGCGGGGCGGCCCCUGCCCCAGGCACCCCAGGUUCCGGCGCCCCCGCCGCCGCCGCCACCGGGCCUGGGGCCUCCCAGCGAGCGUCCCUGGCCUCCGCCCUGGCCCUCCGGCCUGGCCUCCAUCCCCUACGAGCCUCUGCGCUUCUUCUAUUCGCCACCGCCGGGGCCCGAGGUGGCUGCCUCGCCACUGGCCCCCGGCCCCACGACCCCCCGGGUCGCCUCCGCCUCCCACCCCGAGGAAUUGUGCGAGCUGGAGAUCCGAAUUAAGGAGCUGGAGCUGCUCACCAUCACUGGGGACGGCUUCGACUCUCAGCGCUAUAAAUUCUUGAAGGCACUGAAAGAUGAAAAGUUACAAGGACUGAAGACAAGGCAGCCUGGAAAGAAGUCGGCCUCUCUCUCCUGA